Molecule: messenger RNA, 309 nt
Organism: Drosophila eugracilis
Lineage: Eukaryota; Metazoa; Arthropoda; Insecta; Diptera; Drosophilidae
Exons: 2
Coding region: 1-309 (102 amino acids)
Source: RefSeq, a predicted model, not a curated record
AUGUUCUUGCCGCGGCUGCAAUUGGUUCUACUUCUCAUUUUCCUAUCUGCCACGUGCUCUUACUUAGUGCGCGGCGAAAGACCAAGGAGGCAGCUGAGCUGGUGGCACAAGCAGUACUACCAAUCCUCAUGGGUACAGAGGCUGCGGUUUACGACUACGCCCAGGCCAGGAGCCACUCCUGAGUCCCCCGAAACCAGACUGGUGUAUCCCUGCUAUUGCUAUAAGCCGUCUCUCGACGGGCUGGCCACCGCCAGUCCGGUUGAGAAGCGAAUGAUUGAGACCAAGGAACAGUUCUUCCUAAAUAAGUAG